This is a messenger RNA of Cutaneotrichosporon cavernicola, 729 nucleotides long. RefSeq lists its product as uncharacterized. The record is from RefSeq and is a predicted model, not a curated record. Gene Ontology annotation, biological process: protein import into mitochondrial matrix; intracellular protein transport; tRNA import into mitochondrion. The coding region runs from base 1 to 729 and encodes 242 amino acids. Gene Ontology annotation, molecular function: transmembrane protein transporter activity. The transcript has 3 exons. Gene Ontology annotation, cellular component: mitochondrial outer membrane; mitochondrial outer membrane translocase complex. NCBI's taxonomy places the organism in Eukaryota, Fungi, Basidiomycota, Tremellomycetes, Trichosporonales, Trichosporonaceae.
AUGCGCGCAGGACAGGUCGCCAUCAUCACCGCCGGCGCUGCCGUUACCGGCAUCCUCGGAUACGCCAUCUACUUUGACUACAUGCGUCGUAACUCGCCUCAGUUCCGGAAGGGCUUGCGGAAGCAGCAGAAGAAGGUGGCUGCCCGCGCCGAGGCCAAGGCCCAGGAGCAGGCUGUCCGGGACCAGAGGGAACUCACCCUCGCCCUUGUCGAGCUCGAGCUCGAGCAGCCCCCCUCCACGCCUGAGGAGAUGGAGGCCUACUUCCAGGAGCACGUCGCGACCGCCGAGGGCCUCGCCGCCCAGGGUCCCGAGCACUACGUCAAGGCUGCUACGCACUUUUACCGCGCUCUCCGCGUCUACCCCCAGCCCGUCGAGCUCCUCAUGAUCUACCAGAAGGUCUGCCCCGAGCCGGUCUUCCAGCUCGUGCUCAAGCUCACGCAGCUCUCGUCGGCUGCCAACGCCGGCGGAGCUGCUGCCGUCCAGCGGGUCGCUACCGGCGCUGGCGUGACUGCCAUUGAGGAGGAAGACAGCAUCGACGAGGCCGCGCCCACGCCCGCUGCGCCCGCCGCUCCGGUGGCUCCUGAGGAGCCUGUUUCGCCCACUUCCAAGCCCGAGGAAGUGAAGGCGGAUGAGGCGGAGAAGAAGGAGGACACGGACGAGGAGAAGGAGGACACAGCGAGCCACCCGUCGAGCGGGGCGUCGUGGGAGAAGGUCGCCGAGGACAACUAG